CAACUCAACUUCAACUACCGAAACACUCCAUCCCUUCCUUUCUGUAACGGAUAAACCUUCGUGUCCAUGGCGUCCACCAACAUUCUCUCACCCACCAGCUCCACCUCCACCUCCACCUCCACCGCUACGUCCUCCACCACCCAUCAGUCACUCUAUCUCUCCUCCAAACUCCCCUUCCCUUCCUUCUCUGCAUUUCCCCACAACAGACCGAUCACCAAGCUCCACGUCUCCUCUCCACCUAACAAAACGCCCAUCACCACCACCACCACCACCACCACCACCACCAAGAAACCCAAUCAAGAAACCAUCUUUUUCGAUGGUGGAGCUCACUACGGUGACCUUGUAGCAAACUUGCUUCUGGGUUUCACUCUAUUUUGGUUACCAUUAACUUUAGCUGCAGUUUCAAGAGCUUUCUACUUAAGAUACAGGUUCACCAACCUGCGAGUAACGGUUAUUUCUGGAUUCACAGGUGAAGACAGGAGUGAUUUCUCAUACAAAGUGAUUAAGGAUGUGCAGGUGGUGCCGAGGUUUAUUGGUGAGUGGGGUGAUGUUAUCAUUACUUUGAAGGAUGAUACAAAGGUUGACCUCAGGAGUGUGCCUAGAUUCAGAGAGAUUGCAAAGUAUUGUCUCUCCAUGGCUGAGAAACCUGCCGUUUUGAAAGAAACCGAUCCUAAAGGUUUUUAAGAGUUUGAUGCAUAUACUUCUUUUUUUUA
Messenger RNA from Pistacia vera, 713 nucleotides. RefSeq lists its product as uncharacterized. The record is from RefSeq and is a predicted model, not a curated record. Lineage: Eukaryota; Viridiplantae; Streptophyta; Magnoliopsida; Sapindales; Anacardiaceae. The transcript has a single exon. The coding region runs from base 67 to 684 and encodes 205 amino acids.